AUGGCUGCUACUGAAGUACUUCGUGGUCGAUCAUUUUCGGAUGCUCUUUAUGAACGUUAUUGUGAUUUUGAUUCAACAUUUAAUGAUCUUAAAAAUGGUUGCGAUAUCGUUUUUUUUGUUGGUUCAUCGCCAAAAAAGACAGAAUCCGGUCUUGUUCUUAAUGCAUCUACUGUUGUUUUAACUGAUGAACAGAUAUCUCAUGUUGGUGAUCCUAAUGCAGUAGCAAUAUCAUGUUCACAAGUUGAACUUGUUGAUAUAUCAUCAAAUGCAUUUUCUGAUUGGCAUGAAAUAUCCUUAUUACUUUCAUCAUUACCUCAUGUCAAAACAAUCAAUUUAAGUUUCAAUCCAUUUCCAAUCGGUUUUCAUAUAUUACCGAUUGAAUUACAAUGGCCUAAUCUUAAUACUUUAUGUCUUAAUGGAAGUCAUAUUGAACUUGACAUGAUCGUUGAAUUACUUAAAAAAACACCAAACUUGGAAGAACUUCAAAUAUGUUCAAAUAAUUAUACAACAAUCUCAUCUAAUUAUAAUUUUCAACAUAAAAAUCUCAAACGAGUUUAUAUAUCAAAUAAUAAUAUAUCAGAUUGGCAAUCUAUAUGUCGUCUAGGUCAUUUAUUUCCACGUUUACAGACAUUAAUAGCUAGUGAUAAUCCAUUACUAAGUUUUCGUUCGGAUGAUGAUGUUAAUAUUUGUUUACCAUAUUUACAUACACUCAGUGUUGAUCACGUACAAAUAUCUGAAUGGGAUGAUAUUGUUGCAUUAACAAAAUUACCUUGUUUACAUGCUUUAAGAAUUCAUAUAGCACCACUUCUUAAACCUUAUCAUAAAGAUGAAAGAUUUUUUCUAUUACUUGGUUAUAUGAAAAAUAUAACUAAAUUAAAUGGAAGUGAUAUAACUGCCAAUGAUAGAGAAACAAGUGAACGACGAUAUAUUCGUUAUUAUUCUCAACAAGAUAAUAAACCACAACGAUAUUUUGAAUUAAUUGAAAAACAUGGUAAUCUUAAACCAUUAGUUGAUAUUAAAAUUUGUGCACCGUAUCUAAAAAAUGUUCGUCUAAUUUAUAAUCAAAUAACAUAUGAUAAAGAAAUUGAUGAUCGACAAACAGUUCAACGAUUUAAAAAAUAUCUUCAUGAACUUUUUCAAAUACCACUAACACGUUUACGAGUUUUUUAUGUUGAUGAUUUUGCUUUUAAUGCGGGUGUUGGUUGGCCUGAUGAACUCAAAUAUCCACAAAGAUCAUUGCAUACAUAUAAUAUUCAUAAUGGUGAUCAAUUUCAUAUUGAUCUUAAACCAGAUCCACCGAAACCUCAACAUUCAACACGACCAGUUGAUACGACACGUCUUCGUAAAAAAUCUACGAAUAAUAAUCGAACCAAUUCAUCAACAUCAUCUGAUGAUAGUAAAAUAACAUCAUCAAUUGAAGAGUCACCAUUUACAUUUGAUUCUUUACAAAAAUUAGCUCAACAAAAUGAUGCAAAUAAUACUCAGUUCUCAAUUGAACUUGAUGGUAUCUAUCCGUCCACUGAUAAAAAUAUUCAUAUGAAUAAGAAUGAUGAGGACGAUGAUGAUCUAUUAUUAGCUGCUGCUGCUGCUUGUACGAAUAUAAAAAACGAAGUGAAAUGA
Molecule: messenger RNA, 1620 nt
Organism: Adineta steineri
Lineage: Eukaryota; Metazoa; Rotifera; Eurotatoria; Adinetida; Adinetidae
Source: the annotation of a GenBank genome assembly